This is a messenger RNA of Brettanomyces nanus, 2349 nucleotides long. RefSeq lists its product as uncharacterized. Gene Ontology annotation, cellular component: nucleus; cytosol. NCBI's taxonomy places the organism in Eukaryota, Fungi, Ascomycota, Pichiomycetes, Pichiales, Pichiaceae. Gene Ontology annotation, molecular function: cysteine-type endopeptidase activity; cysteine-type deubiquitinase activity; zinc ion binding. Gene Ontology annotation, biological process: protein deubiquitination. The record is from RefSeq and is a predicted model, not a curated record. The coding region runs from base 1 to 2349 and encodes 782 amino acids. The transcript has a single exon.
AUGGAUUUUGACUUAUCUAAGAUCAACCCUCCUUCCGCAGAUACUCCUGUAUAUAAGGAUGAUUGCAUGUUUUCCUUUGAUACGGCUUUCGAUGAUGAAGGUCUCGAUAUUUGUAUGACGUGCUACCAAGCGUUUUCGCGAUCCAAGUUUGACUACACAUCUCAGCAUUCCAUGUUGUACGACCAUCACUUGUUUCUUAAUUAUCGAAAGGUGGUGAAGCAGAGGGACAUCCAGAAACAGCAUCAGCAUCAACCGCUUAAAAUGCUGAAACUCGAGGUUAAAGAAGAGACAGAAGAUGACUUGUUUGAGACUAAGGCUUCUGUAUAUGAUGCGUCGAUCGACGCUACAUUUCCGCUAUCCACUAAGGGACUUCCUGAGAAGUUGGUGAUCACAGCAAAAGCCAUUAUCAGGGCCACAUCAUCCGAGAAGAAGCAGGAGAUUAAGGCCUGGCAACAGGAGAUCCAACCAUGUCGUCAUUCCCAAAAAAUUGAACAGAUCGAACGGUCUAAGCACGCAUCCUUACAUCAGUGCGAUGACUGUGAACUUGAUGAGAACCUAUGGAUCUGCCUCGAGUGUGGCAACAUUGGAUGUGGAAGAUCGCAAUUUGGAGGCGUUCCGGGCAACUCUCAUGCUGUGGCUCAUAGGAAGGAUCACCCGGACCAUCAUGUUGCCGUGAAACUUGGGUCGUUGUCUACGGAGUCUGCCGACUGCUACUGCUACACGUGCGACGACGAGGUUAAGGUGCCAUUACUAGCGGUAUAUUUGAAGACUUACGGUAUAGAUUUAUCACAUUUUAUAAAGACAGAGAAGAAUUUGACGGAGCUUCAGAUCGAGCAGAACGUUAAAUGGGAUUUCAGCAUGGAUUCGGUGAGUGGUGAGUCGCUUAUUCCGGUUUUUGGAUCCGGUUUGACCGGAUUCAAGAACUUAGGAAACUCGUGUUACUUGGCGUCAAUUUUGCAGGUCAUAUACAGCAUUCCUUCCUUCAUGAAUGCAUAUUUUAGUCCUGAUGAAGGCAUGCCAAUGGAGAAAAUCGUAGGAAAUACAGAUCCGGCAUCGGAUUUGGAGACUCAAAUGUAUAAACUUGGUGAUGGUCUACUUUCUGGACGGUAUUCUGUUCCUGAUUCAUUCACUACUGAGAAAAUCAAGUACCAGAGAGGUAUAAGACCUUCGGGAUUUAAAUCCUUGAUAGGAAAAGGACAUCCAGAAUUCAGCACCAUGCUUCAGCAGGAUGCGUUUGAAUUCUGGCUUUACUUAGUGAGUGAAUUGGACAAGCAACAUAUCAUUGGCAGCGGUUCGGAGGUUCCAACUGAGGUUUUCAAGUGUGUUCUAGAAAACAAACUCAAAUGCACCCAUUGUGGAGGAAUCAGCUUGACCAAAGAGGUGUGCGAUAGUGUCUCUGUGCCCGUGGAAGAACAUUUGAUCUCUACUGAUGAUGAUGGAACCAGAAAGUAUGCCUUUACUACAAUGGAAAAGUGCUUCAACGGGUGGCAUCAGGCUGAAACUAUUGACUAUCAAUGUAAGCAGUGCCAGGGUCAGAAACAGGGUGCAUUGAAAAGUCAGGGAUUCAAGACGUAUCCUGAAUAUUUGGUUGUGAAUCCUCAGCGCAUAAAAUUAGAAAACUGGGUUCCUAUGAAGCUCAUGGUGCCUAUUAAGUUCAACGAAUCGCUUGACUUGAAUUCAUUCAAAAGUGAGGGCAAAAAGGAUGACGAGGUGGAACUUCCAAAGGGUGAAGAAGAUGACACAACCUUCCAGUUUAAUGCAAAUGCUCUGGAGGCUUUAAUAUCCAUGGGAUUUCCUGAAAAUAGAUGUAAAAGAGCACUAUAUACUACGGGAAACAGGGAUGCAGAAACCGCUUCCAAUUGGUUGUUCGAACACAUGGAUGAUUCGGGUAUUGAUGAACCAUUUAAGGUGGCUGCUAAUCAACCAGAUUCCUGUAAAGUGAGUCUGAAAGAUGUGGAAACGUUGACAUCGAUGGGCUUUGGGGCCAAAUUGGCCAAAAAAGCUUUGAUUGUGAACGAAGGGAACGUCCAACAGUCUGUGGAAUGGUUGUUUGCCAAUCCUGACGACGAUGGAAAUAUUCCUAAGCAGCCCGUCAAAUAUGACCCGGCGCAUAAAGUGAAGGAGUUAGAACAUAUGAUCUCCAACUCCAGUAAAUACCAGCUUUUGGGUGUGGUGUGCCAUAAAGGUACAUCAAUCCAUUCGGGCCAUUACGUGGCUUUUGUCAAAAAACAGGUGGAAGGUGAAGAGAGAUGGGUUCUUUUCAACGACGAAAAGGUGGUAUUGGCCGGUGAAGAGAGCCUCAAAGAGAUCGAAGUUUCUGGAUACCUCUACGUUUAUAAGAGGAAGUAA